Molecule: messenger RNA, 1404 nt
Organism: Epithele typhae
Lineage: Eukaryota; Fungi; Basidiomycota; Agaricomycetes; Polyporales; Epitheliaceae
Exons: 3
Coding region: 1-1404 (467 amino acids)
Source: RefSeq, a predicted model, not a curated record
AUGAACGAUUUCUCAACGAACCAGGCCUCAGGUCUUCGUUGCUUGGGGAACGACAUCCUACUUCAAAUAUUCGAAGAACUUCGGUCGCCGCUCAAAGGUCUCUUCCCGCUCUCGGAGGCAUGCGGGCAGCUUCGUGAGCUCUGCUUGCCCGUGCUCUUUCGAGCUGUGAAGGUCAAGUCCAGGAAUAUUUUGCUUCACAAGGAUGCUUUCGUUCCGGACUACAUAUGGCCUCAUGUGCAAACACUCUACCUCGACGGAAUAUUCUGUCGCUACGAGCUCCCGAGAGGCUACUACGGCCGCGCAAAUGGAAUAGGGUGGGAUUUGUGCAGUAAGGACGAUGAAGACGGAUGGGAAGCCGCCGCCAUACAUGAAGGGAGGGUGGCAGACUUCUUGCGAAACACUCUUCGGUUGAUGCCUCGAAUGCGCACCGUGGUGGUCAAUAUCCCCAACAUAUGGCCUUGCGACAUCGAUGACGCGUUCAGGACUGCCGUUCCUCUUCCAGCGAUCAUCGCUCUCUUGAGCAUUCCGCAUCUUCCUCAUCUCGAAGUAAUCGGUACGCUCUAUCACAUGUACGACAAAGCGCCACGAUUGCUGGACAUUCCUUCCAUCACCCUCACCACGUUCAAGUACAAGCCACUCGUCACGAGAUUUCAACCCCGUUCGUACGCUUCUGAAGCCGAAUUGCUCAAGCUUCUCCUCCCGGCUCUCAGCCCGACCAUCUGCACGCUACAUGUUCCGAUGGAAAACCUGCCGCUCUCCGAACUACCUCACCACGACUGGCCUCGACUGCGAGAGCUUGUCAUCGAAGGGGAAUAUUCUGGAAAUCGCCUCCCACCGCCUUUCAUCCCUCUCCUCGCUCGGAUGCCCGCACUACGUCGCCUCCACCUCUGUAUCGCCCAUCAGAGCUUCUGGUUCCCCAGCGAUCUGGAGAUCAUCUGGCCCGUGGAAACGUCGAUUGAUAUGCCGUGGCCGGAGCUUGAAGACUUGCUGGUUGCGCAUCCCAACCCUGACGACAAGCUGUGGGAUCACCUCCCAUCGACGUUGCACACUCUCCGCCUCCAGUGUUGGCCACAUCACUUCGAGAUCACCACCCUCGAUCCACCGAUCAUCUAUCGCGAGGGGAUGCCACGGCUGGGUGGAGGAGAAAUGUCGCGAAGCGACGAGGUUGAUUGGAAAUCGCCGGUCCUGGGGGCCGCAGACAUACGGCGGAUCAUGCGCGCUUGCAGCUCAAGGGCACGGGAUCUCCGAAAGCUCGAGAUGGAGUACAACAUCCAAGAGGACGAAAACUCGCUGCUUAGAGAGAUCGCAGAAAGUUUGCCCCGCCUCCACAGCCUCACGCUUUUCCGAUACGAUCCUGAGGUGGACCAAGUCAUCGUGGGCGUGCCUGUUCCGUUGGUUUGCUAA